UGCGGCUGCAUCGCUGACCUUUCACAAUAAAACCGGACGAAGUGUGUGUGUGUUUUAAGUUUAUUACGAUGCUGGCGCUCCGGUGGGUCUGCACCGGUUUGACCCGGGUUCGGGGUCGGUUCGGUCUGUGGACGACCCAGGUUCGCGCGUGCACGGCGGGUUCGGCGCGUUUGCAGAUGCAGCCUGAUUGUCUCGAGCUGGACUACAGGGGACGCGUCAUGAGGUUCAACUUCGUCUGGCUCCGGGACCACUGCCGGUCUGCAGCCUCCUACAACCACCAAACCCGGCAGAGAAAGCUGGACACCGGAAGUCUGGACCUCAGCAUCACACCUGAGAGCGCGCGAGUGCACGAGGACCAGCUGGUGCUCACAUGGCCCGGCGGUCACGUGACGGAGUACGGCCUCAGCUGGUUGGCUGAGAACAGCUAUGAAGCCCAGAAGCUGAGCAGCGUGCAGCCGCGAGUCCUGUGGAACUCUGAGAUCUAUCAAAAAGCAGAUGUCCGAGCCGCCAAAUGGGACAAAUUCAUGGAGUGUUGUGACGAGCUGAAGAUGUUUCUUCAGAGCUACCUCCUGUAUGGGGUGGCCUUUGUCGAGGGUGUGCCGGCGUCGGUUGAGGCCACUCAGGCGGUUACCCAGAGGGUCAGUCUGAUCAGAGAGACCACGUACGGAAGAAUGUGGAGCUUCACAUCAGAUUUUUCGAGGGGAGACACAGCGUACAGCCGGGAUGCUCUGGACCGCCACACGGACACCUCCUAUUUUCAUGAACCAUGUGGGAUUCAGGUUUUUCACUGCCUCCGACACGAGGGAACCGGAGGAAGGACUCUGCUGGUGGAUGGGUUCUACUCUUCUGAAAAACUACGCAAGCAGUCGCCCGAAAGCUUUGAGCUACUUUCCCGGGUUCCUAUCAGGCACGAAUAUAUCGAGAACAUCGAAAACCACCAAAACCACAUGAUUGGUACCGGCCCUGUGCUUAAUGUGUAUCCUUGGAAUGAUGACAUUUACAUGAUCCGGUGCUUUUCAUCGACAACUGGCGCGUCCUGCACGGCAGAGAGUCUUUCACCGGUGUGAGACAGCUGUGCGGCUGUUAUAUGACCAGAGACGAUGUCCUCAGCACGGCACGGCGCUUCGGUCUGCAGGCCUGAUACUUAUCGAGAAAAUGUUCAUUUUAUGCAGAGAAAUCAACCAAUCGUAGGUCUGCUUCAUCUGAGUUCAUUGUUCUUUAAUUUACUUUUCUCCAAGUAAGACCUUAGAGAUACAAGUUGAAUGAAAAAACAUUGCGGGACUGUAAAAUUAGUUAAAACAUAGAUGUGCUUUUAAUAUGUUCAGGAUUUUGGGAAAUGUUUCCAUGCAGCAUUACAGAAUAACUCUUUUUUUUAGUUUUCAUAGUCUACUUAGCUGUAUAAAUUCUUAUUCAGAUAGUGAGGCAAACUACAGCAAGUCAGGGAAGAGCAGGUGGCUCUGUGACACUGAAGUUGGUCUACCAACCUGUAGACUGGGUUCCAUUCCAACCCAUCUGUGUCCUCAAACAAGACACUUCAUCUACUUCGUCUCAGUGCGUGCCGCUGAGCACUGGUGCCCGUGAUGUACUGGCAUCCUGCUCAGUGGCUG
Messenger RNA from Thalassophryne amazonica, 1607 nucleotides. It is a transcript of the gene tmlhe, whose product is annotated as trimethyllysine hydroxylase, epsilon. Gene Ontology annotation, molecular function: iron ion binding; trimethyllysine dioxygenase activity. Bases 69 to 1067 code for a protein of 332 amino acids. Gene Ontology annotation, biological process: carnitine biosynthetic process. NCBI's taxonomy places the organism in Eukaryota, Metazoa, Chordata, Actinopteri, Batrachoidiformes, Batrachoididae. The record is from RefSeq and is a predicted model, not a curated record. Gene Ontology annotation, cellular component: mitochondrion. The transcript is spliced from 6 exons.